UUGAAGUUUAAGAUGGCCAGCUUUGAAAACAGUAAGGGGAGUCUGGAGGAGGACAGCAUGGAAGCUGUUGGUGGCGAGCUCACCAAUGUUGGAAAAAGGACUUCACCAAUGUUGGAAAAAGGACUUCUCAGUCCAUCGGAAGGUUCUGCCCCCUCAAUCAGUAACUCCACCGGUAGCCUGCAGGCUGCUGCCCCCCUUCAGGGUUAUGAUGUGGAGUUUGAUCCACCGCUGGAGAGUAAAUACGAGUGUCCGAUCUGCCUCAUGGCCUUAAGGAAUGCCAUUCAAACCCGCUGCGGUCACCGUUUCUGCAAGAGUUGUAUAGAGAAAUCCAUUCGCGACACGGGGCAGAGGUGCCCUGUGGAUAACGAAAUGCUGUCUGAGGACCAACUGUUUCCCGAUAACUUCGCUAAAAGGGAGAUUCUGUCUCUAACGGUUCGCUGUCCAAACUCUGGCUGUGCAGACAAAAUGGAGCUACGACGUUUAGAGAUUCACCUGGCUAACUGUCAGUUUGCCACCGUGCCGUGCCCCCAGUGCCAGCAGCCCGUGAGGAAGAGCGGCGUGGAGACGCACACGGCUCUGGAGUGCCCCCGGAGACCCACGUCCUGCCCAGACUGUGUCACCUUCUUCGCUUACGAAGAGAGAGAGCUCCAUGAACAGCAGUGCCCGUUCGCCAAUGUAAAGUGCCAGUACUGUGAGAUGGACCUCAUCAGAGACCAGUUGGAAUCUCACUGUGACACAGAUUGUCCAAAAGCUCCCAUCGCCUGUAACUUUAGCAUCUUUGGAUGUAAGGAAAUGAUGCAGCGCCACAACCUGGCCCAGCACAUGCAGGAGUUCACGCAGAUGCACAUGCGCUUCAUGGCCGACUCCUGCGGAGGGCCCAGAGCGGCCGGGGGGGGCUGCAGCCCCUCGGGCUCCAGCCAGGAGAUGCAGAGGAUCCGGGAGAUGGACGGGAGGCUGGUCAAACAGGACCACCAGCUCAGGGAGCUCAUCAUCCUAAAGGAGACGCAGGCGGGGCAGCUCCUGGAGCUGCGGCGGCGCGUGUCCCAGCUGGAGGACUCUGUUCGGGAGCUGGAGGCGCAGCAGUGCGGCGGCGUGUUCGUGUGGCGUCUGCGCGGGUUCUCCGCGCUGCUGCGGAACCAGGAGGCGGGGCAGGCCGUGGUAGAACAUAGCCCCGGGUUCUACACCGGCCGCCCGGGCUAUAAGCUGUGCCUAAGGCUGCACCUGCAGACGCCCACCGUCCCGCGCUGCUCCAACUACAUAUCGCUGUUCGUUCACACCAUGCAGGGAGCCUUCGACGCGCAGCUCUCCUGGCCCUUCCAG
Menidia menidia (Atlantic silverside) is the source of this 1320-nucleotide messenger RNA. Lineage: Eukaryota; Metazoa; Chordata; Actinopteri; Atheriniformes; Atherinopsidae. The record is from the annotation of a GenBank genome assembly.